CGACCAAACCAUAAAAACUCCUAUAGCUCGUACUCCUACAUCGUAGCCACCGCGCCUCCCAUGGAGUGAGUACUAGUAGCAGGUAGAAACGCCACGAUAACCUCGGCCUCGGGGCAAACCAAAUCCGCCGCGCUGAGCCGAGCGUGUAUUUAGCAGGCGAUCUCUCUCCUCCUCCUUCUCCCACUCUCCCCAGCUCAGCCGCUCCGCCCACCGCCACCACCGUCGCUGCCCGCUGCUCGCUGCAUCUCCCAACCGACAACCCGCAGCUCACCUGUACGUGCUCUCGCGUCGAUCCAAACAAGCUCCAAAAACAUCAAAAACCCCACGCACAUUUCUUUACUCGCCCGGAGAAGCUACCGCGCGCUUGCUACCUCUCGCGUCUCCGUCUCUGCGUUGCAUUGCAUUGCAUUGCUCGUUCUGUCAUCGGAUCCGAGUCUGGGAUGGCGGCAAUGGCGGGAGGGAGUAAGCCGCUGAGGCUCAAGGACCUCCUGGAGCUGGACUGCGAGUCCUGCAGCGCCGCUGGCUUCCGCUGCUACCCUCGCCGCCUCUGCGUCGCCGGCGGCGCGGCUGAGGCGGCGGCGCCGCCAAUGCGGCACCGCCUCGUCGCCGACCGGUCGUCGUCCGCAAUGCGGCGGCCCAAGCUGUCCAGCCUCUCGAAGAGCCUGUCCCGGCGGCUCAGGGGAGGCUUCUGGAGGCGGCGCGAGGAAGAAGACGAGGAAGCCGCCGCCGCCGCCGCGGCGCCGCCGGCGACGGCGAGCUCCACCGCCCCCGCCGUGGCCAGCUGCUGCAGCUCCAGCUCCGACUCCGAGACGUCCGAGUCCAGCAAUUCCACAGGCGGGAGGAAGUCGCGCUCCCACUCCGACUACUCAGAAAUCUCGUCAGCCAGCUCCGACGACAGCCUCCACGCCGCCGGCGAGCCCUCCACCACCGGAGCCGACCACGAGGUGAUGAAGAGGGGAUCCAAGGAGGAGGAUGAGGAGGAGGAGGCUGACGACAAGGAGCAGCUCAGUCCGGUGGGCGUCAUGGACUUCCCCUUCGACGAAGACGACGACGACGCCGCCGCCGUCGACGAGGACGAGAGGGUCGCCGCCGGCGCGUGCUCGUUCUCUUUCAGCGACAGCCUCGCCCAGCUCCAGAGGAGAAAGAUGCAACUGCAGCCCAAGAUCCGACGGCUCGGGAGCAUGGCGGAGCUCAGCGGCGUGGAUCUCGAGGCACGCUUCGCCGCCUCGGAGUCCGACCGCCUUGCCGGCAUCGUCCCAGUACAGCACCAGUGCAUUACCGACGACGUAGCGGCGGCGCCGCCACGACACGACGAUCAUCGGAACGACGGCGUCUCCCAAAAAGAUCCCGACGACGACGAGGACAGCCUCCUAGACCUACUGGCGGACACCGUGUCGGUCGGCGUGGUGGAUGACGUCACCGAGAGGCUCCUCCUCGACUUCUUCGUCGAGGCGAAGUGCAGCUCCAGAAAUAUUGAGUUGCAUGCACCGACCAGUCUGUUACGAGAGAGGAGACGGCGAGAGAACGGCGAAACGAUGAGACUUGCCAAGGCCUGGCUUGAGGGCACGGGAACACCGUGGACGUUGAACGACGUGCUGUACCACGGCGAGGAUGUCAUGGCGGAGAUGGAGCGGAGCCGGCGGUGGAUGCACGCCGGCGAGGAGGAGCGCGAGGCCGGCGUGGUGGUGGCGGCCAUGGCGAUGGACGAGCUGUUGCACGAGCUGGUGAGUGACCUGAUUGCGUUGCCGAAGUAGUUCUUUGUUUGGAUGUCAAAGUUGUCAAAUCGAGUGUAAUGUAAACGUGAGAUAGAACAGAUUCAGUGAAGGUUGAUAUAGGGGGGUAGUGAGUUAGGGGCAGUGGAAUAAAGCAGAUGCAUCUGUAUAUAGUUUUGUCAGAGUGGCAAUGGAAACAAGAAGAUUACUGUUCUGUUUGGAUGUAAAUGUACACUCUACAGGUCAUCAACCUAAGGCCAAUUAGACUGCACUUAACCCGGGUAA
Molecule: messenger RNA, 1997 nt
Organism: Oryza sativa Japonica Group (Japanese rice)
Lineage: Eukaryota; Viridiplantae; Streptophyta; Magnoliopsida; Poales; Poaceae
Source: RefSeq, a predicted model, not a curated record